CCUAAUGCAUAGAGCUGUGAUCCUCAAAGUAGGGACUUCAGACCAGCAGUGUGAGCAUCUCUGGGGAACUCGUUAGAAAUGCACAUUCUCGGGCCCCAUGCCAGCCCUGGAGUAGGACCCAGCAAUGUGUGUUUGAAGGAGUCCCCCAGGGGAUGCUCGCUCAAGUGUGAGAGCCACUUGGAGCUGCUGUGAGAACAGCAUGGAACCGUUGCUGGUACAGAAGGUGCAGAAGGGGAUGAUCUGUCGCCUGCCUAGAUCUCCUGUACCCCAUUCCCCGGCUCCUGCGGCUCCGCAGGUGAUUCUGGAAGUUUGAGAGGCUCUGAGCUGGAGUGAAGGAACCAAGAGCAUUGGCGACGACCCGCAACCUGCAGGUUCCUAGGAGGCCAGUGCGGACGGUAUGCAAAGUUGUGAAUCCAGUGGCGACAGUGCGGAUGACCCUUUCAGUCGUGGCCUACGGAGAAGGGGACAGCCUCGUGUGGUGGUGAUCGGCGCCGGCUUGGCUGGCCUGGCUGCAGCCAAAGCACUUCUGGAGCAGGGCUUCACGGAUGUCACUGUGCUCGAGGCUUCCAGCUGCAUUGGAGGCCGCGUGCAAAGCGUGAAACUCGGACACGCCACCUUUGAGUUGGGAGCCACCUGGAUCCAUGGCUCCCAUGGGAAUCCCAUCUAUCAUCUAGCAGAAGCCAAUGGCCUCCUGGAAGAGACGACUGAUGGGGAGCGCAGCGUGGGCCGCAUCAGCCUCUACUCCAAGAAUGGCGUGGCCUGCUACCUCACCAACUGUGGUCGCAGGAUCCCCAAGGACGUGGUUGAGGAAUUCAGCGAUUUAUACAACGAGGUCUAUAACUUGACCCAGGAGUUCUUCCGGCAUGGUAAACCAGUCAAUGCUGAGAGUCAGAACAGUGUGGGGGUGUUCACCCGGGAGGAGGUGCGCAACCGCAUCAGGGAUGACCCUGACGACCCGGAGGCCACCAAGUGCCUGAAGCUCGCCAUGAUCCAGCAGUACCUGAAGGUGGAGAGCUGUGAGAGUAGCUCGCACAGCAUGGACGAUGUGUCCCUGAGUGCCUUUGGGGAGUGGACCGAGAUCCCGGGGGCCCACCACAUCAUCCCCUCAGGCUUCAUGCGGGUUGUGGAGCUACUGGCCGAGGGCAUCCCCGCCCACGUCAUCCAGCUGGGGAAACCCGUCCGUUGCGUGCACUGGGACCAGGCCUCGGGCCGUCCCCGGGGCCCUGAGAUUGAGCCCCGGGGUGAGGGUGACCACAACCAGGACGCCGGGGAGGGCGGCCAGGGGGGAGAGGAGCCCCGGGGGGAUGGGCGGGAUGAGGAGGAGCAGUGGCCGGUGCUGGUGGAGUGUGAAGACUGCGAGGUGAUCCCGGCGGACCACGUGAUUGUGACCGUGUCGCUGGGCGUACUCAAGAGGCAGUACACCAGCUUCUUCCGGCCGGGCCUGCCUGCCGAGAAGGUGGCCGCCAUCCACCGCCUGGGCAUCGGCACCACCGACAAGAUCUUUCUGGAAUUCGAGGAGCCCUUCUGGGGCCCCGAGUGCAAUAGCAUACAGUUUGUUUGGGAGGAUGAGGCGGAGAGCGGCACCCUCACCUACCCGCCGGAGCUCUGGUACCGCAAGAUCUGCGGCUUCGAUGUCCUCUACCCGCCCGAGCGCUACGGCCACGUGCUGAGCGGCUGGAUCUGCGGGGAGGAGGCCCUCGUCAUGGAGAAGUGCGACGACGAGGCGGUGGCCGAGAUCUGCACAGAGAUGCUGCGGCAGUUCACAGGGAACCCCAACAUUCCAAAACCUCGGCGAAUCCUGCGCUCGGCCUGGGGCAGCAACCCCUACUUCCGAGGCUCCUAUUCGUACACACGGGUGGGCUCUAGCGGGGCAGAUGUGGAGAAGCUGGCCACGCCCCUGCCGUACGCCGAGAGCUCCAAGUUGGCGCAAGGAAGCUCCUCAAAGCAGCAGCCCGGUCACCUUUUAUCUUCCAAGUGCUCAGAACAGUCCCUGGACCCUAAUAAGGGCUCCAUAAAGCCCAUGCAGGUGCUGUUCUCGGGUGAGGCCACUCACCGCAAGUACUACUCCACCACCCAUGGUGCUCUGCUUUCUGGCCAGCGCGAGGCUGCCCGUCUCAUCGAGAUGUACCGGGACCUCUUCCAGCAGGGGACCUGAGGGCCCUCUUCACUCCCGAGCGUGUUCCUUAAAGAGCCACUAACUCGUGACUGCCAGCCCUGUUCCUUGCUGCCGUGUACUCCUAAUUUCCUAAUCCACUGUAGAUGGAUUUGUACCUUUCAUAGAGCUAGACACCCUGACUGGCUUCAGAUCUGGUCCUGUAGCUUUUCCUUUUCUCCGUGCCGGGUGGUGACCAGGGUGGGGCCCGUUGAUUUACCUCUGUGCUCUGACCUCUGACCUCUGACCUCCCUGUGCCUCCCCUCCCCUCCUGCCUUGUUAUUGUAAGUGCCUUCAAUACUUUGCAUUUUGGGAUAAUAAAAGAGGCUUGCCCUUCCCGUGCCCCUCA
Molecule: messenger RNA, 2501 nt
Organism: Hyaena hyaena (striped hyena)
Lineage: Eukaryota; Metazoa; Chordata; Mammalia; Carnivora; Hyaenidae
Gene: SMOX
Product: spermine oxidase
Exons: 9
Coding region: 398-2155 (585 amino acids)
Molecular function (GO): polyamine oxidase activity
Source: RefSeq, a predicted model, not a curated record